Molecule: messenger RNA, 722 nt
Organism: Megachile rotundata (alfalfa leafcutting bee)
Lineage: Eukaryota; Metazoa; Arthropoda; Insecta; Hymenoptera; Megachilidae
Gene: CSP6
Product: chemosensory protein 6
Source: RefSeq, a predicted model, not a curated record
UCCAUCAGUUACAAACAGCAUUUAACUUUCCACGGUAGAGGAUACAUUUCAAAAACAAUUCUCUUUUUCGAGCGUUGUUUUUUGUUUCGUUAUCGUGAUUCCAUGAAGUAAUUCGUAACCGUACAUCCAUUACUUCCGUACGCUGUUCCGCGAUUUGAUCUUUCCGUAUUAGAAACAGGAAAACGUUUUGACCGCAAUAUGAAAGUUUUCUUCCUGUUACUCGGCUUAGUCGUAAUCGUUUGUGUAACUGCAGCAGACAAAUAUCCAAGCAAAUAUGAUGAUAUCGACGUGGAUAGGAUACUCCAAAACGGACGUGUUCUUUCCAAUUACAUCAAAUGCAUGUUGGACGAAGGGCCGUGUACGAACGAGGGUAGAGAAUUGAAAAAAACGUUGCCAGAUGCUUUAUCCACAGGCUGUAGCAAAUGCAAUGAAAAACAAAAACUUACUGCUGAGAAGGUAGUAAAUUAUCUAAAAACCAAAAGACCAAGAGACUGGGAACGACUUACUGCAAAGUAUGAUCCUCAAGGAGAAUACAAGAAACGUUACGAAAAUUCUCUAGCUGCCAAAAACUCAUAAGUUUAUGUAUAGAAAUCUGGCGUUUAGAAAUAAGAUUUAAUUUGUACAAUAAAAAUAUAAGUGAUUCAUUUUUUGUAUUGUUAUGUAAAGGUAUGCAUAUGAACGUUUAAAAUAUAAAUAAUACGUUUAUAAUAUUAUGAAAUUCA